Drechmeria coniospora is the source of this 2574-nucleotide messenger RNA. Its product is annotated as YL1 nuclear protein. Lineage: Eukaryota; Fungi; Ascomycota; Sordariomycetes; Hypocreales; Ophiocordycipitaceae. Bases 1 to 2574 code for a protein of 857 amino acids. Gene Ontology annotation, molecular function: ATP-dependent H2AZ histone chaperone activity. Gene Ontology annotation, cellular component: nucleus. The record is from RefSeq and is a predicted model, not a curated record. Gene Ontology annotation, biological process: regulation of DNA-templated transcription; chromatin remodeling. The transcript is spliced from 3 exons.
AUGAUGGAGCCCGAGUCGAACACGUCUGACAGAGCCGGCUCGCGGCUUGCGAGCGAGAGCGACUCUCUCGACAGCUCCGGAAGCGACACGGAAGCCCAGCAUACGGAAUGGCUCGCCACAACGCGCCAACGGCGAUCGACGGCCGGCAAUCGAAUGAACUCGAUGCUCGCCAACGAAGAACCCGACUCGGACCUAGAGCUGCUCUUUGCCGAAGACGAAAACGACCAAGGUUUCUCGGAAGUCGACGACGAUGAUUCCGAUCUGCAGAUGGCCUCAUCCUCGGACGACGAUGACGACGACGUCGACGAAGACGGCAACGGCCGCGACAACGACCUCGAAGGCGAAAAGGAGCUCGAACGGCAGGCAAGGGAGAAACGCAAGCGCAAGGCGCCAGAAGCCAUCCCCGCCAAGUUUAGGAAAAAGGUGCGCAUCGCUCCGAACGCGCAAGCGGCCCCUGCGCCGAGACCCAAGAAGAAAUCGGAGCGGGCGUCCUGGCUUCCGUCGCCGGCCGACAUGCCGACCCGUGCCUCGUCCCGCAAAACCACGCGGAUCUCGAAGGAGCAGCUGCAUCAGCAGAUGGUCGAGCGCGAGGAGCGGAGGCUCAAGCAGCUGGAACAGAUGCAGAAGAAAGCGGCCAAGCUCGAGGCGUCGAAGAAGCCACCGAUGACGCAGGAGCAGCGCCUCGCCGAGGCCGCCAUCGUCGAGGAGCGCAACAGCAAGAGCCUGAACCGCUGGGAGGAGGCAGAGAAGCAGCGGGAGGAGGAGAGGCGAGCCAAGCUGGCUGCCCUCAACAGCAGGACUCUAAAGGGCGCCGUCAUCAGCUUCUGGAGCGGUGUGAGGGCCUGGAAGGAUGCCCUCGGUCAGCAUGUUACCAUGGUCGAGGAGAAGCCGAAGAAGAAGAGGGAGAAAGCCAAGAAGGGUCAACCGCAGCAGGCCGAGGAGAAGCCGACGACCGGCGAGGCGGUGGGCGCGGCAAGUACUGGAGACGCCAACGAAAUCCCAGAAUCCCGCUCAACGGCUCCGUUGCCACCGAAGCUCGACGACGCGGAUGGUAACGGGGGGGGCGAGCCGCGGGCAGUCGUGGCGACUGCAUCGGCAACAAACGACAAGAGCGAAGCCGAACAACAUGACCAACACCACGCCGUGGCGCAACCUUCCACCGCACCCGCUCUCCCUCCCGUCUCACAGCCUUCUCCGGUGGCGAAACCGGAACCGAAACCGGAACCGGAUGAGGGGAAAGAAGGGCCGGAGCGCAAGUCCAUGUCGAUGCCCGCGUCGACGCCUACGUCGAUGCCUGUGCCGAUGCCCACACCACCACCUCUGGCGGCUUCAUCGCCCACACUCCAUGGCGGACUGGCAGCACCAGCGCCCGAUCCGUUUGCGACCACGAUGCCGCCACAACCCGUGUCUCGACCCCAGGAAUUGAGGCCAUCAUCUGGUGUCCUGGCCGCGCCAGUGCUCGCACUCCCAUCCGACAUCAACAGCAACGGGCCACCGCCGUUGAGCACCGGUCCCAGGUCCAACGUCCUCGCGCUACCCAACACCCAGCCCAACACCCAGCCGGCCCCGUCAUGCCUACAAGCUUCGACAACAGAACCGUCUGGUCCGACGGUCAAGCUAGACCCUAUACCGCCCCUCAGUGAAGCUCACUUCCAGCCUAUACCAGACGAUAUGCCAGCCGCCACCGAGUCUGCCAGUGCCAGUCCACCCCGAGCCCUUCAACAGCCAUCACCAGCACCAGCACCAGCACCAGCACCAGCACCAGCACCAGCACCAUCCCCAGCACCAGCGCCACCGUCCCUAAAUCCAGCGACGGCACGAAACGCCAUCAUCUACCAGCACUUUGACGAGAACGCCAUUCGCGACAAGUCGGUACAAACAAUGAUUCUUCUAGGCCGCAAAAUGACCAAGCUCCCUAAACCAACAGCCGCUCCUCUCUGUGUCAUCACGGGCCUGUCUGGUCGCUACCGCGAUCCUGAAACGGGCCUGCCAUUCCACAACGUGUCUGCCUACCGCGAGAUCAGGCGCUUGCACCAAGGUGAUUAUCACUUUAGCGCACUCCUCGGUGCGUGGGUUGGGGCCGGGACUACCGCCGCCCGCGGCGUCCCUGAUCGGUUCCUCAAGCCGGAGCCUGAAUCGGAGCGCAAGAAGCGACUAGAGGAGAAGAAGCGACUAGAGGAGGAGAGGAGGAAGGAGGAGGAGAGGGAGGAGGAGGAGGAGAGCAAGAAGGAGGCGGAGAGCAAGAAGGAGGCGGAGAGCAAGGAGGAGGCAGAGAGCAAGGAGGCGGAGAGCAAGAAGGAGGGGGAGAGCAAGAAGGAAGAGGAGAAAAGGGUGAAGGAGGUAGAGAACAGGAAGAACGAGGAGAACAAGGAAGAGGAAGAGGAAAAGUGGCAAACGAUAAACCUCAGCAGCCCACAGCACCACCUCAUGUUCUGGCACCAACACCCACAGGAGAGCCGGCUAAAGCUGAUGAACCCACAAGGGAUACAGCGCAGCAUCCUGGACCACCGCAGCCAGCAGAGGAGUCAAGCAUUGGGGGCGCAGCACAGCAUCCUGGACCACCUCAGCCAGUAG